AUGGCCGCCAACGGCAGCUCUAAGCGCAAUCCGCUCACUGGCGGCUUCUACGUGCCCACCGUGGCCUUCUUCCGUCCGGAUGAGGAGAUCGACCUGCCAACAACUGAGAAACACGCUGCCUACCUUGCCCGCACGGGCGUGGCCGGCCUGGUCACCCAGGGUAGCAAUGGCGAAGCCGUACAUCUGGACCGCGAUGAGCGCAAGGCCAUCACCGCGGCCACACGCCGCGCCGUGGAUGCCGCUGGAUAUCCCUCAAUGCCCGUGAUUUCCGGCUGCGGCGCUGCCUCGACUCGCGAGACGGUUCAGCUCUGCCAGGAUGCCGCGGCGUCGGGCGCCGACGCCGUCCUGGUGCUGCCACCCAGCUACUACAAGGCGCUGGUAAACAUCGAAGCCAUGUAUGCGCACUUCCGCACCGUGGCCGACGCCUCGCCCGUGCCGGUCCUCAUCUAUAACUUCCCCGGCGCGUCGUCGGGACUGGACCUCAGCUCAGAUGAUAUCCUGGCCCUGUCGCAACAUCCCAAUAUCAUCGGCUGCAAGCUCACCUGCGGCAACACGGGCAAGCUGGCUCGCGUGGCGGCAGCCGCCAAGCCAGGGUUCCUCACGUUCGGCGGCUCUGCCGAUUUCACGCUGCAGACCCUGGUUGUCGGCGGCGCGGGUAUCAUUGGGGGAGUCGCCAACGUGAUUCCUCGGUCGUGUGUCCGGGUCAUGGAGCUGUAUCGCAGCGGCAAGGUCGACGAAGCGCAACGCGCUCAGGCGGUGGUUGCCCGUGCGGACUGGGCGGCCAUCCAUGGGGGAUUUGUGGCGGUCAAGAGUGCGCUGCAAUCAUACCAUGGCUAUGGAGGACUACCACGCCGGCCGUGUGUGCCUCCGUCGGACCAGGCCGCGGCAGCCAUUCAGGGGGAGUUCCGCGAGGGGAUGGAGAUGGAGCGGUCGCUCGAGAAGUAA
This is a messenger RNA of Penicillium lagena, 945 nucleotides long. Its product is annotated as dihydrodipicolinate synthase family protein. Bases 1 to 945 code for a protein of 314 amino acids. The record is from RefSeq and is a predicted model, not a curated record. The transcript has a single exon. Gene Ontology annotation, molecular function: 4-hydroxy-tetrahydrodipicolinate synthase activity. NCBI's taxonomy places the organism in Eukaryota, Fungi, Ascomycota, Eurotiomycetes, Eurotiales, Aspergillaceae.